Messenger RNA from Eptesicus fuscus (big brown bat), 952 nucleotides. RefSeq names its product Epstein-Barr virus induced 3 (gene EBI3). Gene Ontology annotation, cellular component: external side of plasma membrane; membrane. NCBI's taxonomy places the organism in Eukaryota, Metazoa, Chordata, Mammalia, Chiroptera, Vespertilionidae. The transcript has 5 exons. Gene Ontology annotation, biological process: cytokine-mediated signaling pathway. Gene Ontology annotation, molecular function: protein binding; cytokine receptor activity. The coding region runs from base 1 to 705 and encodes 234 amino acids. The record is from RefSeq and is a predicted model, not a curated record.
AUGGCCCCAAGACUUCUCCUGGCCCUUGUCCUCUGGGCUGGCUACUGGCCCUGCAGUGGGACUCACGCUCCUCCCUCCUCCCUCACCCCUGCAGCCCCAACCCAGUCCAGGGUGUGGUGCUGGGCCUUUAGGUACCCGAUUGCCGUAGAUUGCUUCUGGACCCUGCCGCCUGCUGCGGACUCCACCAGGCCCACGUCCUUCAUUGCCACGUACAGGCUUGGAGUGGCCGCCCACGGGGAGAGCCAGCCCUGCCUCCAGCCAACACCAGAAGCCACCAGCUGCACCAUCCCAGACGUCCACAUGUUCUCCAUGGUGCCCUACAUGCUGAACAUCACCGCUGUCCACCCCUGGGGCAGCAGCAGCAGCUUCGUGACCUUUGUCCCAGAGCAUAUCAUCAAACCAGACCCUCCAGAAGGCGUGCACCUGAGACCCCUCCAUGGGCAGGGGCUAUGGGUGCAGUGGGAACCUCCCAGGUCCUGGCCCUUCCCGGAGAUCUUCUCACUCAAGUACUGGAUUCGCUACAAGCGUCAUGGAGCUGCCCGCUUUCGCCAGGUGGGGCCCAUCGAAGCCACGUCCUUCACCCUCAGAGCUGUGAGACCCCACGCCCGGUACUGCAUCCAGGUGGCUGCUCAGGACCUCACUGACUAUGGGCAGUCAAGCAACUGGAGUCUCCCUGCCACUGCCUCAGCGGCUCUGGGCCAGUAGCAGGGGCUUCCCAGCCCCCGGAGGAGGGGCUGGUUCUGUGACAUCCCCUCCCCCUCACUGCUACCCACUCCAAGGUGGAUGGAACCUGACUAGCCUGGGGUCGCUGCUGCUGAGUUGCUGGGCAACCUUGGACAAGUGACUUUGCCUCUCUGGCACUUAAUCUUCUAAUCUGUGAAAUGGAGAUGUACUCUCUCCUCUGACUGCAGAACUGUGAAUGUGACAUAUCAUUUAUUGUUUCAUUAGACAA